Neltuma alba is the source of this 396-nucleotide messenger RNA. RefSeq names its product ribonuclease 3-like protein 3. The coding region runs from base 1 to 396 and encodes 131 amino acids. The transcript has a single exon. Lineage: Eukaryota; Viridiplantae; Streptophyta; Magnoliopsida; Fabales; Fabaceae. Gene Ontology annotation, biological process: siRNA processing. Gene Ontology annotation, molecular function: RNA binding; ribonuclease III activity. The record is from RefSeq and is a predicted model, not a curated record. Gene Ontology annotation, cellular component: nucleus; cytoplasm.
AUGGAUCCUCUUCAAGACCAACCAGCACCAAGAAACCUAGACAAAGUUGAAGAGAUUCUUGGAUACAACUUCAAGAAUAAAUGUUUAUUGGAAGAAGCUUUCACACAUUCAUCUUAUUAUUAUACUAAAGAUAAUAAUUACAAGGAAGCUGAAAUAGAAUGCUUCUCAUUUGAGCGUCUAGCGCACCUGGAAGACGCUGUACUUAAUUUGUUGGUCACCAAGGAGCAGUUCUUCAUGUAUUCAGAUUUUUCUUCGGGUCAGUUGACCCGGCUCCAAGCCGCCAAUGUUGACACCGAGAAGCUUGCACGUGUGGCUGUUGAGCAUGGGCUACAUUGUUACCUGUGCCGCAAGAAACCUCUUCUUGAAGAACGUAUGAAAAUUUGGGGCCGGCUCUAA